This is a messenger RNA of Melospiza melodia melodia, 2330 nucleotides long. It is a transcript of the gene USP43, whose product is annotated as ubiquitin specific peptidase 43. The transcript has 13 exons. Gene Ontology annotation, molecular function: cysteine-type deubiquitinase activity. Gene Ontology annotation, biological process: protein deubiquitination. The record is from RefSeq and is a predicted model, not a curated record. The coding region runs from base 1 to 2259 and encodes 752 amino acids. NCBI's taxonomy places the organism in Eukaryota, Metazoa, Chordata, Aves, Passeriformes, Passerellidae.
AUGCGCCUGGCCGGGGGCCGCGGGGGCCGCCGCGCCGCCCCCGAGGAUGACGAGGGCGGGUUCCGGGGGGGCUCGCGGCGCCGGCUCGGCGGGGCGGCCCCGGCGGCGGCCCCGGGGGGCGAGGCGGCAGCGGGCGAGGCGGCAGCGGGCGGCGCGGAGCGGCCGCCGGGCGCGCAGGGGCUGCGGAACCACGGCAACACCUGCUUCAUGAACGCCGUGGUGCAGUGCCUGAGCAACACGGCGCCGCUGGCCGAGCGCCUGGCGCUGGGCCGGUACCGCGCCCGCGGAGAGGUCACGCACCGGCUGGCGGCCCUGGUCCGGGCGCUCUGGACCCGCGAGUACACCCCGCAGCUCUCCGCCGAGUUCAAGAACAUCGUCUCCAAGCACAGCUCGCAGUUCCGGGGCAAUGCUCAGCACGACGCGCUCGAGUUCCUGCUCUGGCUGCUGGACCGAAUGCACGAGGACCUGGGCGCCGCCUCCCCGGCCCAGCAGAGCCGCGGCCCCGCGCAGCCUGGCAAGGACGGAAGCAGUUGUGCCAGCAGGUCCCCCCCUGGCACCCAGCACCCCCGUGGGCAGAGCUUCGUGCAGAGCCACUUCCAGGCCCAGUACAGGUCCUCCCUGACGUGCCCUCACUGCCUGAAGCAGAGCAACACCUUCGACCCCUUCCUGUGCAUCUCGCUGCCCAUCCCGCUGCGCCAGACCAGGGCUCUGAACGUCACGCUGGUGCUGCAGUGCGAGCGCUGGCGCUUCGUGCGGGUGGGCCUGGCCGUGCCGCUGCUGGGCACCGUGGCCGACCUGCGGGAGAUGGUGGCGCGGGAGGGCCGCGUCCCCGCCGAGCAGGUGAUCCUGGCCGAGGUGUCCCCGCGGGGCCUCCUGCGCUCGCUGUCCGACCCCGAGGCGCUGCGGGCGGCCGGCGAGGCCGCGCCCGUCUACGCCUUCCAGCCGCCGCCCGCCCGCCGCGCAGUGCUAGGCAGGGCUGUGGCAAUAAUUAACCCACUGCUAACAAGAGCCCCUCGUUUCCCUCAUUCCGCAGGGUGUCCACGCAGCCUCCCCACGUCCCCCGCGGUGCCACGGCCGGAGGGGCCGCGCUUGCUGUCCAGCGCUGCCCGCUCCUCCGACUGCCUGCACCGCGCGCCCGGCGGCCGCAUCCUCCUGCUGCUCUGCAACACAGCGGGCACGGGGCCACAGCUCGCCAGGUUCGGGCCGCCGCUGGUGCUGCGGGAGGAGCGCGGCGUCUCCUGGGAGCAGCUGCAGCAGAACAUCCUGGCCCAGCUGAGGGGGGUCCUGCGGGGAGAUGUCCGGCCACAGGGCACAGGAGCCCUUUUCCGGAUCCGCCUGGCCGGGGGCUCGGCCCCCUGCACCUACCUGUCCCCUCAGGAUCCUCAUCCUCUCUGCCACCCUGCCAUCGACAGGGCCCUGCAGCUGUGCGGGGCCGGGGGCCCUCCCCACGUGAGGCUGACGGUGGAGUGGGACAUGAGCACCAAAGAGCGGCUGUUCGGGAGCAUCCAGGAGGAGGUGGUGCAGGAUGCAGAGAGCGUGAGACGGCAGCAGCAGGCGCACGGGCAGCAGCACAGCUGCACCCUGGAUGAAUGCUUCCAGCUCUACACCAAGGAGGAGCAGCUGGCCCCGGACGAUGCCUGGCGCUGCCCGCACUGCAAGGUGCCCCAGCAGGGCACGGUGAAGCUCAGCCUGUGGACGCUGCCCGACAUCCUCAUCAUCCACCUGAAGCGCUUCCGGCAGGUGGCCGAGCAGCGGCACAAGCUCACCACGCUGGUGAGGUUCCCGCUGCGGGGGCUGGACAUGGCCCCGCACGUGGCACAGCGGGGCCAGCCCGGGGGGCAGCUCCUGGGGCGCUGGGUGCCCUGGCAGCCCACCCUGUGCCUGCCCCCGGGCUGCCCCCGCGACCACCUGUACGACCUGUACGCCGUCUGCAACCACCAUGGCAGCAUGCAGGGCGGCCACUACACCGCGUUCUGCUGCAACGCCCUGGACGGGCGCUGGUACAGCUACGACGACAGCCGGGUGGAGUGGGUGCGUGAGGCCGAGGUGAGCACCCGCAGCGCCUACAUCCUGUUCUACCAGCGCCGCCGCGCCGCCGGCUCCAGCACGGGUGAGCCCCAGAUCCCUGCUCCCACACCCUGGCACUGCCGCGUGCUCACACACAGCCCCACGUGUCACCCACACCCGUGUGCACACGCCUGCCUCUGCCCCCUGCACACGUGUGCACACAGACCUGCUGCGCCAUCCCUUCGCGUGUGAGCACCCUCAGCCCACCCUGUCCCAUCCCCGGUUCACCCCCAGCCCAUCCUGUCCUACCCUGUCCCACGCCC